AUGGUGAUGAUAGUUACUUUUAACCUCAGCGUGUUCGUUAUUUUGUAUCCUUUAUCCGUAUAUUUCUUUUUUCCUUCAGCAUUUGUUUCCUUGACACUGAAAAGAGAUCUUCUGUCACAGGGUUUCGAGCUCCUCUCUCCCGGUUCGAACGAUUUCUCGUCGUUUGGAUACUUUUGGUAUUCGUGGCUUCACUCAGAUGCUCCAGGUAUUUUGGAUGAAAGUAAUGAAGAACCAAAUGAGCAAUUAACUGAGGAAGAAGAGGAUUCAACUGAGGACCCAUCAGAAGAAUCUGUUUCUUGGUCAUCUUCAGACAGCCACAAUCAUGGAAAUGGAAAGCCAAAUGAGGAACCAGGUGCCAAACAACAGGAGCAAUCAACAGAACUAUCUGAAGAUCCUAUUUCUCAGCCAUCUGCUGACAAUGACAAUGAUAUGACUGAACAUCAAAGUAAGGAGCUGACUGAAGCUACAUCUAGGCCUUCAGGUGGUUACAUUGAUGAUAGUGAGCACAAAUUGGAAUUUCAUCCAAUCAUUUUGAAUGAAAAGAAACGGGAACUAGAUGCAAUAGCAGAUGACUCAGUUCCAUUGCUGGUUUUUCCUUCAGAAAAGAAGUGCAAGCGAGAGCAGUUCUUGGAAUCAGAUGACAGGUCUUCUGUUACAGAGAUCCAGAACAAGUCUAAAACUUCCAAGGCCUUUGUUGCUGAUGAACAUGCUUCCGAGCAACAGGAACAUACAGGAAGUUCAGGAAAACGAAGACGGAGUAGAUGGGAUCCACAGCCUGAGAAUGAGGGGGAAGCAGAUGGUCAUAUGACUAGUAAAAAGAAGAAAACCAGGUGGGAUGGUGAUGAUUCUCAGAUAAAAAUGCUAGGCCCAAUUCAACUCCCAGACUUUGUGAAGGAAUCUAAUUCUGAAGCUGUCAAUGAUCCUGAAAUUAAGAAGUUGAAGAUGAGGCUUAUAGAGAUAAAUAGGAAAUUGCAAGGAUCAGAGAUCCAUGAUGACAGGCCAGAGGAAGAAAGAUCCCCAUCUCCCCCUCCACUGUAUGAUAACUUUGGAAUCAGAAUAAACUCAAGGGACAUCAGAUCCCAUCAGAAGCUUAUCCAAGAAAGGCAAUGUAUCGUUUCAAUGUUGAUUCAAAAGAAUCCCACCUUUAAACCUCCCUCUGACUACAAGCCCCCAAAACUCUACAGGAAACUUUACAUACCCUUGAAGGAAUAUCCUGGAUAUAAUUUCAUUGGUCUUAUAUUAGGCCCUCGUGGGAACACACAGAAGAGAAUGGAGAAGAGAACUGGGGCCAGGAUUGUAAUAAGGGGUAGAGGAUCAGUGAAAGAUGGGAAGGCAAAACAAAAACCUGAUCCAUCUGAUAAUGAUGACCUACAUGUCUUGGUAGAGGCAGAUGACCAGAAGUCAUUGGAUGAAGCAGUUACAAUGGUUGAAGAUCUGCUAAAUCCAGUGAGUGAGAGGAUGAAUGAGCACAAACGUGCACAGUUACAGGAGCUUGCUGAGCUGAAUGCAAUGGUUAGAGAUGUAAAUUCACCAAAGGUCAUGGGUGAACAGGGACAUGAGCCUAGGUCAUACACUAGUGGAUCCAAAUAUGCAGUUGCUUGUGAUACAUGUGGUAGCAGAAACCAUGCAACUAUAGGUUGUCCCUUGACUGCUUCAGCACCUGGUAGCCAUGCUGACAACCAAUAUCGUAGCUUUCUUGCUGAUCUUGGGGGUGGAAUGGGCCCCAACUUCAGCACCUCACCAAUUUCUGGUAGCACUCCCCAUGGUUUUAGUAGUUUUGGCUUUGGUACGAACUCUUGUUAUUAUUCUCAACCCAGCAUAAAUUUGACUCCAAAUAUGGAAGACAAGUACAACAAUGUUGAUGAAAGGAAGCUGUAUGUGGGUUGUCUUCCUCAAAGUGUGGAUGAAAACAAGUUAUUUGAGAUGUUCUCGCCUUUUGGCAGGCUUACUGAAGCAAAAGUAAUAAAAGAAAGAACCACAGGUUUGAGCAAAGGCUAUGGGUUUGUUAGGUAUGAUGAUCCUACAAGUGCUGCUAGAGCUGUGACAUGCAUGAACGGUCGAAGUUUUGAUGGCAGAAUGUUGGCAGUGAGAGUAGCCAGUUGUCCAGUAGCAGUGGGAUCCUCGGUGAAUAGCCUUUCAAAGUAUGAAGGCCCCUCGGCACUAUUUCAAGAUAGCCCUGGUCAAACAGGCUGGCCAGGUCCACCAGGUUCAUUGCUGACUGAAUCUCAAACUUCCUGUUUCAAGGGUGACUGGUUAGGUUUUCCUCAUUCCUCCACCUCACCGCAACAUGGUACUUUAAGUAAACAAUUCCAUUUAUCUUAUGGGUCAUCAUAUGACAUUCAGAUCUCAUCACCUGUUUCUUUUGCAAGAUUUCCUGGUAAUCCAAAUUAUGGUUCCUAAUAUUGACAGCUGAAAGGAAGAUAGCCAUAUGGUACAUAUUCAGAAGGUUGCUUUGGUACCUACAAAUUUCUUCUCUGUUACUUUUGCUACGAGUUUGAAAAUUACUUCCCACUACAAAUUUGAAAAUUACUUCCCAUGUGACGGGUAAUUUCCAUCUCCAAAUGUUAAAUGUAAUUUCCCCCUUUUUUCCUCGUCUCCUUUCUUUUGGAAAUUGCUUUAGGCAUUUAAUUUGUUUUGCAAGAUGAACAAAUUUCUCAAUCAGUGUAUGCUCUUAAAUAUUCUUAA
Nelumbo nucifera (sacred lotus) is the source of this 2685-nucleotide messenger RNA. The record is from RefSeq and is a predicted model, not a curated record. Lineage: Eukaryota; Viridiplantae; Streptophyta; Magnoliopsida; Proteales; Nelumbonaceae.